Messenger RNA from Vicugna pacos (alpaca), 4655 nucleotides. It is a transcript of the gene IP6K1, whose product is annotated as inositol hexakisphosphate kinase 1. NCBI's taxonomy places the organism in Eukaryota, Metazoa, Chordata, Mammalia, Artiodactyla, Camelidae. Gene Ontology annotation, cellular component: cytoplasm; nucleus. Gene Ontology annotation, biological process: inositol phosphate biosynthetic process; phosphatidylinositol phosphate biosynthetic process. The record is from RefSeq and is a predicted model, not a curated record. Gene Ontology annotation, molecular function: inositol hexakisphosphate kinase activity.
CCGCCCCCUCGGCUGGCCGCCAUCUUGUUGUUGAUCCGUACCUAGUGGGCAGCGCCGGGAGCAGGACCGAGUGCCCGGUGAGGGGCCGCUGCUGCGGGGCUCAGCCACCUGCGCUGCCUGCCAGGGGGCGGGCCGAAACCUGGAGGCCCGGGGGGCCCAGCUCCCGUGGGGAGCCGUGGGCGCCCGCUGCCCGGGCCGGGCCGGUGUCGCUCCUGCGACUGACUUUCAGACCGCUUGAGACUAAGACUAGACAAAACAAGCGAAAGCCCCCGCGAAACGGGCAGGCCAGUGUGACGGCCCUGUGAUUCUGGCUGAGCGAAGGCCCUCUGCCCGGCGCCUGCUACCUCUGCUCCUCGGAGCGCACCGUUGUCUUUUACCUGAAGGGCCUGGUUUAACGUCCAUGAUGCCCGAGUUUUAUUUUGGGACAUAAUUUCUGUGAUUCUAGACCAUCACUUUUUGGAGUUAUGGAAAGAAGAAUAAGCUGAACAGACUCUGACCAUUGGUUUUCAGCUCACCAGAACCUUCUGCCUAGCUCUCCUUUUGUGGCUCAUGUGCUGCAUCCUCUGCCCCCAGUGUGCAACCGGCCCCCAACGCAAUGUGUGUUUGUCAAACCAUGGAAGUGGGGCAGUAUGGCAAGAACGCAGGUCGGGCUGGAGACCGAGGAGUCCUCCUGGAGCCCUUCAUCCACCAGGUGUGGUGUCUGUCUGUUUUGAGGGAGACAGUGAUGGUUACAUUAACUUGGUGGCCUACCCUUAUGUGGAAAGUGAGACGGUGGAGCAGGAUGACACUCCAGAACGGGAGCAACCUCGGCGCAAACACUCCCGCCGGAGCCUGCACCGGUCAGGCAGUGGCAGUGACCACAAGGAGGAGAAAGCCAGCCUGUCCCUCGAAACCUCAGAGAGCUCCCAGGAGGCAAAGAGUCCAAAGGUGGAGCUCCACAGCCAUUCAGAUGUCCCUUUCCAGAUGUUAGAUGGCAACAGUGGUCUGAGUUCUGAGAAGAUCAGCCACAACCCCUGGAGCCUGCGCUGUCACAAGCAGCAGCUGAGCCGCAUGCGCUCUGAGUCCAAGGACCGAAAGCUCUACAAGUUCCUCCUGCUUGAGAACGUGGUGCACCACUUCAAGUACCCCUGUGUGCUGGACCUGAAGAUGGGCACCCGGCAGCACGGUGACGACGCAUCAGCGGAGAAGGCAGCCCGGCAGAUGCGGAAGUGCGAGCAGAGUACGUCGGCUACGCUGGGUGUCAGGGUCUGUGGCAUGCAGGUGUACCAGCUGGACACAGGGCAUUACCUCUGCAGGAACAAGUACUAUGGCCGUGGGUUGUCCAUUGAAGGCUUCCGCAACGCCCUCUAUCAGUACCUGCACAACGGCCUGGACCUGCGGCGUGACCUUUUUGAGCCCAUCCUGAGCAAACUGAGGGGCCUGAAAGCUGUGCUGGAGCGGCAGGCCUCCUACCGCUUCUACUCCAGUUCCCUGCUUGUCAUCUAUGAUGGCAAGGAGUGCCGGGCUGAGUCCUACCUGGACCGCCGGUCUGAAAUGCGUCUCAAGCACCUGGACACAGGGCUCCCUGAGGUGGCUUCACCCUGUGGCCCUAGCACCAGCCCCAGCAGCACCAGCCCCGAGGCGGGCCCCUCCUCUCCACCCAAGGUGGAUGUCCGCAUGAUCGACUUUGCACACAGCACGUUCAAGGGCUUCCGGGAUGACCCUACUGUGCAUGAUGGGCCUGACCGAGGCUAUGUGUUUGGCCUGGAGAACCUCAUCAGCAUCAUGGAACAGAUGCGGGACGAGAACCAGUAGGCCCAACUCUGGGUCCCCAGAACCCCUUCCUCUCCACCCGCAGGCAGGGACCAUUGCUCUGAACUCGCCGUGAGGACACACAGACUUGCUUUUAAAGGGUUAUAUUUCUCUUUGGUGUAAACUAAAAGAAAUGUUUUUAGCUGUAGCCUGGAAUCCAUAUAUAUAAAGUGAAGGAGGGCAGAACACAUCCCUUCAGCCAGGCUUCUUAGUUCUACGGCUCUGCUGUGUCCAGGCUGACUUAGGAAGGAAGAGGGGCCCCUGGUGGGCUUGCCAACAGGGAUAGAUUACCCUUGGACAUUGGUUUCUCUUGCCUAGGUCUUUGGGGUCUGUCGCUGCAGAGUCCUGCUGGUUGUGAUGUGAAGCCUUGUGUUGGCGCAGGGCCCAUCCAUGCUCACUCAUCCCUUAUUCCUCGGAUGUAGAGGGAUUGGGUGCCCAUCUCUUGGGGGACUUUGUAACUUGUGGGUAUCAGCCAGCUCUUAUAACAGAUGUCCCCAGGGCACCAUAGGGCCAAGUGGACACAGCUGGACCCAUCCUUCUUGGUUCUGAUUUUGGCUUGAGUCUAGAUUCAUGAAGCUGUGCUGAAGCCAGCUUAUGACAGAGGGCAGGCCCUGGGGUCCCCAGGCACUCUUUGGCACUUGAACCUGCUCCUCCUCCUGCCUGCACACCCUAGCCUGCCUUUCUCACCAAUAUCCCUUGCCUAUGGAGGCUGGCUACCCACUCAUGCCCUACUGGAGGGGGCCUUGCUCUGUUUGCUGAGUGUUCCAGCAGGCCGUGGCGCCUCUGGUGGCUCUUGCCCAGACAGUAUUUCCAAUUCUUGUGCUGUGGGUAGGAGUCGUCUUCCUCUAUUUGGGCAGCUGUGGGAUGGGCUGCUCCUCCCAGGGCUCAAAGGCUGUGGUCUGCUCAGGGUCUCACCUCUCCCCAGGCCAAGCUCCAGGAGGAGCUCCAGGCUUGUGAGGGAGAACUUUAAGCUUGUUGGCUUAUAGGGAUAUUGUCUGGGCCCUGGGUGCAGGUACCCAGGUUCUGCUACUGAGAGUUUUGUCUUAUCAGUACUGGGGUCCAUCUGUCUGUUUGUCCAUCUGCCAGCUCCUGUUUCUUGGGGUCUUUCCCUGGGGUGUAGCUUUGUUCGUUAGUAAAUACUGAUUUCCUUCAUUCCUCCCUCAGAGGAAUAUUCUCUUUACCAUUUCUGAGGUUAGCUUUUGCCCCUCUGCCCUUCUUCAGCAGGUGCUACCUUUUUACAAAGAACUGGUAGCAAGAUAAACUGGAGGAGGUGUUUCCCUGCUGGCCUAGCACCCUCUCUGUGAGCCUGGAGUGUGGCCUCCUCAACACUCAGCACUGACAGUGGCACAGUGAAGGCCCAAGGGGUGACCCCUGCCUUUCGCAUGGUUUUAGUUUUUGCUGCCAGCCCUUAAUGGAAUAGAGACCUGUCCCUUCUGACAUAUGUGACCAGGAUGUGACACUGCACUCAUCCUUUGUCGAGGUUAGUGCCCUCACUACCGAGCCUAGGGCCACUGUCAUUGUCACUUUUGGCAUGUCCCUGUUUGGGCAUUAAAAGUAAGCCUGCUAGCCUGUGUCUGUGAGAGGACUAACUUCCUGGCCCUUAGAGUUGCAGCCCCACAUCUUAAUUAGGGCUCCUUGAUGGGAUCCCAUCUCUCUCGGCCCUCUCUCUCACCUUGGUGCCAGUGGUGGGCAGGUUCCCAUUCCUUGGGGCUAGGAGGGACAACUUGUUUGUUUGUGGUCAGUAAUGACCAUCUUCUCUCCUGUGAUAAUUCUGUGGCUACAGCCAUAGGGGCAGUAGCUCUUCAUUAAUGUGGAUAGUCAUUUCCUGGUAGGGCAGAGGGUAAGACAAAGGGUCUGGGGCCACUUGGGACCCCCUUGAUGUAACCUGUCCAGCCUGGGGGCGUGCUCUGCCUCCCGAGUUCCUGUGUUUUGGGAGCAAUGCUGCCCCAUUCCAUUCUUCAUAGAGAGAGAGGCUGUAUGCACUUACAGUCACUGUUUUCCUGGCACCAAAAAAAGCAGGGCUGGGAUUUGCUGCUUCUCCCUCAGGGCAGGGCCCCUCUUUUCAGCACUUUUGAACACUUAGGAGACUCAGAACUGUUACCUGGUGGGUGGUGGGCAUGUGUCUGCACACGCUAUUGCUCCCUGCUUCAUGCCAGGGAGCCCUGUUUCUGCUGGGCCGUGCCUUCCCAGCCCCAACUUGGGACCAAAGUGCAAGAUGGGAUCACGGGUUGGGGCGCUCAAGUGGCCCCUCUCUAUUAUAGUGCUUCCCUGGGCCAAGUCGAACCAGCCCCCUAGCGGGGAGGAAUGGGCGGUGCUUAAAGAGGAAGGGGACCAGUGUAGCAACUUGCCGGGGACCCCACCCCUCCCUCACAUCGGGCCUGUGCAGUGGGCGUGGGGAUUCCCCCUAAGGGGCCAAAGGCCUGGGCUAUUUAUUUCAGGCAGGAGCUGCUGCUGACUCACUCACAUCUGGCCAUGGGCACCACCCCUAGAUGCAGAUUGCUUUGAACUUUAAAGCUGUUUAAUUUGUUUUUGUUUGUGCCGGUUUAAAAAAUGUUUUAAUUGGGAGAACCCUGGGGAGAGCCUGGUUCCUUUGCUUCUUGGGGAACUGUAAGGCCUCGCCUCGAGGACCUCUCUGCUCCACUCUUCUGGAAGCUGCCUAAGCUUGUCCAACACCGCCCGAGCCCUGCGCCCUGAUACGACACAUGGCUCCGCUUCUGGGCAGGUUGCCUUUUCUCGGGACCUUGCGUGCGGGGGAGGGGGUGCUCCAGCCUUGGGCCGAGCCCGUCCCUUUCUGUACACCUAGCGCUGCCCGCCCCGCUUGUGUCUGAGGUCGUGUCUGUCAAAAUAAAGCCGCUAGAAACUGA